GUGUGGUAUGCUAAUGAGCAAUUGACAGCUGCAGAAGAAUCCCAUCCAGUCCAGGCGUCGCUCGCGCAGAGAUGGAGAAUGGAGUUGGAGUUUUGGGAAGAGGAGGAUUAUCACUGUGUAGACUCAGACUGCGGGUUUAGAGCAGGAGGUAAGAGGGGAGAAUGUUAACGCCGUUCUCGGGACAGUAGGAAAGUGGAUGUAGUGUACAGCUUUGGAGUUUGUUUGUUUGUUUGUUUGUUUGUUUUCCCUUAAGCUGUCCCGGGGUAUUAAGUUAAAAACAAAAAUCGAAAUAAGACAAUAGAAUGGAAUUGAGCGGUUUAAGGAUGCACCGCGCCUUCUCGUUCGCGAUGGCGGCGGAAAGGAGCCGGUAUAAGGAGAGACUGGAGGCGACUCUGGCGGGUUUGUGCGAGCUCGAGAUGCUGAAACAGCGGCAGGAGAGUCUCGUGCUCAGCGCGCUCAGGCUCGGAGACUCGGGCCCGGGGGGCGCGCGCGCAGCGUGGCCGCUCAUCCGACACUGCUUCCCCGCUUCUGCAAACCUGGAGCAGGAACAGCCGGGAUCAGCGGAACAGCAGGGUUUGAUGGCAGUACUCCAACAGCAGGUAGGAGAACUGAGAGUGGAUACAGAGACCAGCUCAGUGGAGCACCUCCCAAACACUGGAGAUGGUGAACCAAGUGCAGGUUUCUGUGAGCAGAGAGAGAGUCAGACUCCUCUGGACUCAGGUGACCUCUCUUCCAGGACUUCAUUCUCAAUCCACUCACCUAGUACCAAACCUUCUGGAGAUACAUUUGUGACAAGUCGUGAUGGACUCCAGGAAUGUGGGCGCUCUGCAGGACGAUCUCCAGUUCCACGCUCACUCUCAGUCACCCAGUCACCUUUGAUGGGUUUAACAAAGAGAGGUGGAGAGGGUGAGCGCUGGCUUUGGCCGGAAGGUAAUGGAGCAGGAGAUGAUGAUGAGCCCACUGCUGAGGACUAUCAUCAGACUCAGCAUGUAGAGACCUAUAUCCUGGGUUUGAUACAGCGCCGUCUUCUGGCCACAAGGCAGUGCAAGCCUCGAACCAACAUGAGCCCUGAAGCCAGAGGGGUAAUCAGACAAAGUAGUCUUUGCCGCAAGGAACCUGUCUUCAUUCCAGAUCAUUGCAAGGUUUCUUCAAGCCCUGAGAGACCAACAUGGGCCUCAUACAACAUUGAAGAAAGGCAGCUUGAGGGCUUUUCUCCUGCAGAGCAACUUCCUGCUCACUAUGCAAGGCUUAAGGAGCUGAUGCCCGCUCAUUUCUCAAGACCUGAGGAGCAGCACAAUACGCAUUAUUCCAGGCCUGAGGAGAAGCUUUCUACACAAUAUCCCAGGCCUGCACUGUCAGGAAUUCACUCCACAUCUUUGGAUUUCCCCUCUGGAGAUUUGGACCCCAGCAGUAGUGAAGCAGACUCACCCCAGCACUACCAGGUCCCCCACUCACCCUCUUCUGAAGAGCAUUUAGUCAAUGCUCAGUACAUCCCAGCACAGCCAUGCCAGGCACCAAUGAGAGCCAAAACUUCUCGUGCACAUGCAGCUCCCAAAGCCGGCCGCGGUGGUGGCAACACUCACUCCCCUGAAAGACCACAGCCCAAGCAACGGGUCAUGCCAAAGAAGUGUCGCUUUAGUGAAGAAAGGACAGCUGUAAAGAAACCUGGAAGAAAAGCCUGUCGCUCACAGUCAGAGAACAGCCUGUUGGGCCAAAAGGGUGUACCUGAGCGAAAGUACAGCACAGUGGAGCGGGACACAGGUCGCGCCAACCAGAUCAAAUCCCGACGCCAGCAAGGCAGCCUUGGGCACCGCCGCUGGCGCUCUACACUAGAGCUCAGCCAGGAUGAAGCUGAGCCCACACCAGAGCGAGAGGUCAGACGCACCCGUAGGUCUAGACCUGCUGCACCAACAUAUGUCUACAACCAGACUCCUCAGCACCACCAUUCACAUCAUCCACACCACAUUCCUCAUGCUCACCUUCAUUCAGACUACCCAAUGCACACCUCGGUGUGCCGUCCAGAGGGGGGCUACAAGCACCCAGGCCCUGGAGAGUGGGAGUCCAGUCUGAGUGAAGGAGAGUCCCCUGGCUCCAGUUCCAUGUCCAGUGACUCUGAUGAGAGUGGAGGACUGGUGUGGCCUCAGCAACUUGCCCCACCCCUGGCUCCUCCUUCGCCCCCAACUCCUUCUGGGGCGCAACUGCAGUCCAAAGCCUUGGUAAAGAUUAAAGCCUCACAUGCUCUCAAGAAGAAGAUCCUUCGCUUUAGAACUGGUUCUCUCAAAGUCAUGACCACCGUUUGAGCUACUGGGUAAAGCAUUAUGGAGGUCUUUCUCCUUACUGUUUUGGGAUGUCCCAGGACAGAGUCGAAAAGUCUGAACUCAUACUACCUGCCUCAGAUUAUCUUGGAUCUGAGCCUAAAACCACCAUGUACAUAUCUGUGUAUGUGAUAAAGGUACUUGUAUUUAUGAUUCUCUGUACUCUGUAAAUAAAACUCUGAGGUCAUGUAUUAAAGAGAUUUGUGGUUUAAGAGACAAUGGUAUGAACACAUAG
Clarias gariepinus (North African catfish) is the source of this 2550-nucleotide messenger RNA. It is a transcript of the gene dact3a, whose product is annotated as dishevelled-binding antagonist of beta-catenin 3a. Gene Ontology annotation, cellular component: cytoplasm. The coding region runs from base 303 to 2300 and encodes 665 amino acids. The record is from RefSeq and is a predicted model, not a curated record. Lineage: Eukaryota; Metazoa; Chordata; Actinopteri; Siluriformes; Clariidae. Gene Ontology annotation, biological process: negative regulation of canonical Wnt signaling pathway. The transcript has 4 exons.